Molecule: messenger RNA, 657 nt
Organism: Oenanthe melanoleuca
Lineage: Eukaryota; Metazoa; Chordata; Aves; Passeriformes; Muscicapidae
Gene: GSC2
Product: goosecoid homeobox 2
Exons: 3
Coding region: 1-657 (218 amino acids)
Biological process (GO): regulation of transcription by RNA polymerase II
Cellular component (GO): nucleus
Molecular function (GO): RNA polymerase II cis-regulatory region sequence-specific DNA binding; DNA-binding transcription factor activity, RNA polymerase II-specific
Source: RefSeq, a predicted model, not a curated record
AUGUCUUCAGAUCCAGUGCCAGGGGCUGACACUGUUAGGAGAGGCCUGAAGAAGCCACGUACGUUCAGCAUCGAGGACAUCCUCUCCAGCCCUGUGGAGAAGAGCCCCCAGCUCCUGGUGCCACUGUGCCUACAGAGCAUCUUGGACUGCACACCCAGGCGGCUGUGUGACCUGGAGACCAUCCCAGCCAGCUCCCUGCAGGAGGAGGAGGAGGAAAAGGAGGAAGAUCUGGAAGGGGCAGGCUGCAACUGCUGCUGCUGUUCUCACAUGGGCACCUGUUCCCUGCAGGAGCUGCCAGGUUGGCUGGAUGCCCAGUUCCCCUGGCCCAUGCGGCUCUUCCAUCCGGUGCUCAGGGUCUGUAAGAGCUCCCAGGAGAAGUCAAGCGAUCUGCAGAGCUUCCAGCAGAUGCAGCGCCGCACACGCCGGCACCGCACCAUAUUCACCGAGGAGCAGCUGCAGGCGCUGGAGACUCUUUUCCACCAGAACCAGUACCCUGACGUGAUCACCCGCGAGCACCUGGCAAACCGCAUUCACCUGAAGGAGGAGAGGGUAGAGGUUUGGUUUAAAAACCGUCGGGCGAAGUGGCGGCAUCAGAAGAGGGCAACUGCCUCAGCACUUAUCCUCCAGCCCAAGCAGCCCCCCAAGGAGGGCUGUUAG